AUGAGUAUUCCUAAACAUGUUAUUGCCUUUUAUAAGCUCGAUCAAAAUGUUAAACCUCCUAGACGAGCAACAUCUCUUUCAGCUGGAUGGGAUUUAUAUGCUUCUGAAAGUAAAACAUUCAAGGCUUGGUCUCGUGGAAUAGUUGGUACAGGAAUAAGUUUGGGAAUGCCAGCAGGAAUAUAUGGACGACUUGCUGCGAGAAGCUCUUUUGCUUUAGCUGGUUUGGACGUUGGAGCUGGAGUUAUUGACCCAGAUUAUAAUGGUGAAGUUAAAGUGCUAAUAAUAAAUAACUCGGAUGAUAUAAAACAGAUUUCUAAAGGUGAAAGAUUCGCUCAAAUUGUAUUUGAACACUACCAUGAACCUAAAGAUAUACUUGUUUUCAACCAAGUGAAAAAACCAUUGGAAGAUGAUUUAAAGUCUGUAAAAAAUGAAGAGUCAAAUUGUUCUAGUAGUUCACAGCAGGUGAUAACUAACUCAGAUGAAAAACCUCUUGAAGUUGUUCAUAAUGUUACUCAUGAAAUGGUCAAAUCAGUUGAUGGUUUGUCAAAGUUUCAUUUGUACGCAGAGAAUGAUAUUAUUAUUCCCGCAAAGGAAAGAUAUGUCUAUCCAACAGGUGUCAGUUUGUGUAUCCCUGGUGAUGUUUAUGGUCAUUUAGUUGGUACUGCUAUUUUAGCUGAUUUUGGUUUAGAUGUCACUGAAGCUGUCAUCCAAAACGACUCACCCAAGUCAAUCGAGGUGGUGAUCAAUAACAAGAAUUCGUUUGAUUAUAAAGUGAGACAAGGAAUUCCUAUUGCUGUCAUUCACUUCAAAUCGUUUGCGAUAAACUUAACUGAAGCCUACACAAAAGCUGAAUCUGAAACACGAAGUGACGAGGGAUUUGGUUCAACUGGAAAACAAUGA
This is a messenger RNA of Panonychus citri (citrus red mite), 900 nucleotides long. RefSeq lists its product as uncharacterized. Bases 1 to 900 code for a protein of 299 amino acids. The record is from RefSeq and is a predicted model, not a curated record. Gene Ontology annotation, molecular function: magnesium ion binding; dUTP diphosphatase activity. Gene Ontology annotation, biological process: dUMP biosynthetic process; dUTP catabolic process. Lineage: Eukaryota; Metazoa; Arthropoda; Arachnida; Trombidiformes; Tetranychidae. The transcript has a single exon.